Messenger RNA from Sphenostylis stenocarpa, 318 nucleotides. Lineage: Eukaryota; Viridiplantae; Streptophyta; Magnoliopsida; Fabales; Fabaceae. The record is from the annotation of a GenBank genome assembly.
AUGACUGUGGAUCCUUCCAGGAUGUAUAAUCUAUUACUUCUUUUGCCCUUGGCUAUGACAGAAGCUCCAGCGGAUACCUUCAUUACUCCAUUAUCAACCUUCGAUGUUGAUUCCGACACAAAUUUUGUGCUGGCAUCUUGGAAACUAAGGACCAACUUAAAGCUUCCUUGGAGGCCUCUGAUUUCUAUUGACGGAAGCACAAUUUAUGAAUUAAAUGAAGAUUACAGAAUUGUUAGACAUGUUGAGAGUUGGAACGUUUCUGCAAUUGAAGCAGUUCUGCAGAUUUUCUCCAUAAACUCUGAAAACUCAGGUGAUUGA